Messenger RNA from Suncus etruscus (white-toothed pygmy shrew), 1083 nucleotides. It is a transcript of the gene SPATA22, whose product is annotated as spermatogenesis associated 22. The record is from RefSeq and is a predicted model, not a curated record. The transcript has 8 exons. Lineage: Eukaryota; Metazoa; Chordata; Mammalia; Eulipotyphla; Soricidae. The coding region runs from base 1 to 1083 and encodes 360 amino acids. Gene Ontology annotation, biological process: gamete generation; meiotic DNA repair synthesis; regulation of meiotic cell cycle.
AUGAAGAGAAACUUAAAUGAAAAUUCAAUUCGGAGUACAGCAGGAUGCUUGCCUGUACCAUUGUUCAAUCAGAAAAAGAGGACUAGACAGCCCUUAACUUCUAAUCCACUUAAAAAUGAUCCAGCUAUCAGUACUGCUUCUGAUAGUUAUGAUUUCCCUCUUCUACCAACAGAUUGGACCUGGGAAACUAUGAAUACAGAGUUGCCUCCUGUAACAAAAACAGUGAACACAGGUCAAAUACUACAUUCUGUUUCUCCUCCCCUGAGAAGUCAAGAUUCUAUGUCUAAGAAUGUUCAAAUAAAUACUGAAAGAAACAAGAGUAGCUGGAGCUAUGGAGAUGAAAACAAAAAUACCAGCUUAAAAACUUGGGGUAGAAAUGAUUUUAGACCUCAGUACAAACAAACAACCCUAGUGGCAAGUGAUGGAAUAGAUUCUUCAGUGAGUUUGGGAGCUCAGCCACAGAAAAAGUUAAGAAUAUCUGAACCUCCUAAGUUGUCUCAUCAGAGAGAAACUGAAGUACUCCAACAAACACAUUCAUCAAAAAUACUUGACUCCACGAGAGGUCUAGAUAAAAACAGUGCAUCUCAGGCCAUUAAGUCCAACUUUCAACAAAAUCAAUUUAAAAAGAAAGCAGAGGCUGUUCCAAAAGAAAGUACUCUCAAGGAAACCUCAACAUAUAAGAUACAAUUUAAAGAAAAAGAGAAUCCUUUAAGAAUUAUUUCUGCAGUUAUUGAAAGCAUGAAAUACUGGUGUGAACAUAUAAAGAAAACUGUGCUUCUUUUUGAAAUAUUAGCUGUUCUUGAUUCAGCUGUUACAUCUGGUCCACAUUAUUCAAGGACCUUUCUUAUGAGAGAUGGGAAAAAUAGUCUGCCUUGUGUUUUUUAUGAAAUUGAUCGUGAACUUCCAAGACUGAUCAGAGGCCGAAUUCACAGAUGUGUUGGACACUAUGACCUGAAAAAGAAUAUUUUCAAGUGUGUUUCUAUCAGACCAGCAUCUGUAUCUGAACAAAAAUCUUUUCAAGCACUUGUCAAAAUUGCAGAUAAUGAAAUGAGACACUAUACGACUAUAAUGAAUGAAAUUUAA